Molecule: messenger RNA, 2949 nt
Organism: Oncorhynchus mykiss (rainbow trout)
Lineage: Eukaryota; Metazoa; Chordata; Actinopteri; Salmoniformes; Salmonidae
Source: RefSeq, a predicted model, not a curated record
GCGAGUGUUCCAACCGCAUCUACAGCAUCCCGACAGGCGAACACUGGCACUGCAGGCUCAACCAACAAUGAUUUUCGGAUCCUCGGCAAAAGCACUCUCCGUACAUCUGCAGGAAACCGAGAGGAAAGGGGUAGAGAGAAUCCUUCGUACCCAAACAGCGCGAGAGAGAGAGAGAGUCCGAGUGAGUGCAGAGCGAGAGAGAGACGGGAGGAUAGGCAAGUGGGUUUGUGGAGUAAAAAAAGAACGCCUGGACCUGCCAAGAUCAAGAGGAUUGUGUGUUAUUCUCGGAAUAAUUGCAACUGCGCUUAUUUGCAAAGUGUUUUUUUCGCCAAUCAAAAUGUCAUCGUCUGGGAAAGACAACAGUGGUGCUCAACAUGCCAAUUACGUGGGACCGUAUCGCUUGGAAAAGACGCUCGGCAAAGGACAGACAGGCCUGGUCAAGCUGGGGAUCCACUGUGUCACAUGCCAGAAAGUUGCAAUUAAGAUUGUCAACCGAGAGAAACUCAGCGAGUCGGUACUAAUGAAGGUUGAGCGGGAAAUAGCGAUUCUGAAGCUCAUAGAACACCCUCACGUUUUAAAGCUGCACGACGUCUACGAAAAUAAGAAAUACUUGUAUCUGGUGUUAGAGCACGUCUCAGGGGGAGAGCUCUUUGACUACCUGGUAAAGAAGGGACGAUUAACACCCAAGGAGGCCAGGAAGUUCUUCAGACAGAUCAUCUCUGCACUGGACUUCUGCCAUAGUCACUCCAUAUGCCACAGAGAUUUGAAGCCAGAGAACCUGUUGUUAGAUGAGAAGAACAACAUCAGGGUAGCAGACUUUGGCAUGGCCUCUCUACAGGUCGGCGACAGUCUGCUGGAGACCAGCUGUGGAUCUCCACACUAUGCAUGCCCAGAGGUUAUACGGGGGGAGAAGUAUGACGGCAGAAAAGCAGACGUGUGGAGCUGUGGGGUCAUCCUCUUUGCCCUAUUGGUGGGUGCCCUUCCAUUUGAUGAUGACAAUCUGAGGAACCUGCUGGAGAAGGUGAAGCUAGGAGUGUUCCAUAUGCCCCACUUCAUACCCCCAGACUGUCAGAACCUCCUCCGGGGCAUGAUCGAGGUAGACGCCACCAAACGGCUAACGUUAGAACAGAUUCAGAAGCACAACUGGUACAUAGGGGGUAAGAAUGAACCCGAACCAGAGCAGCCUGUUCCCAGGAAGGUGGCUAUACGGAGCCUGCCAUCUACAGACGACAUAGAUCCGGAUGUACUGGACAGCAUGCAUUCUCUGGGCUGCUUCAGAGACAAGAACAAACUGAUGAAGGACCUGCUCUCGGACGAAGAUAACCAGGAGAAGAUGAUCUACUUCCUGCUGUUGGACCGUAAGGAGAGGUACCCCAGCCACGAGGACCAGAACCUGCCCCCACGCAAUGAGAUUGACCCCCCCAGGAAGCGUGUGGACUCCCCCAUGCUGAACCGCCAUGGCAAAAAGAGACCGGAGAGGAAGUCUAUGGAGGUGCUGAGUGUCACAGACGGAGGCUCCCCCGUACCCGCCAGAAGGGCCAUCGACAUGACACAGCACGGACAGAGGUCAAGGUCCAUAAGUGGAGCAUCUUCCGGUCUCUCCACUAGCCCUCUCAGCAGCCCACGGGUUACCCCUCACCCAUCCCCCCGGGGCAGCCCCCUCCCCACCCCCAAGGGCACCCCUGUGCACACACCCAAGGAGAGCCCGGCGGGCACGCCCAACCCCACGCCGCCCCCCAGUCCAUCUAUCGGCGGUAUGCCCUGGAGGACACGCCUCAACUCCAUCAAGAACAGCUUCCUGGGCUCGCCGCGCUUUCACCGCAGGAAACUACAAGUUCCCACACAAGAGGAGAUGUCCAGCCUCACACCAGAGUCUUCCCCAGAACUUGCCAAAAAAUCCUGGUUUGGUAACUUCAUCAACCUGGAUAAAGAGGAGCAGAUCUUCAUCUUGAUCAAAGACAAGCCUCUGAGCUCCAUCAAGGCUGACAUCGUCCAUGCCUUUCUUUCGAUCCCUAGUCUCAGCCACAGUGUGAUCAGCCAGACGAGUUUCCGGGCAGAGUACAAGUCCACAGCCGGCCCCACGGUCUUCCAGAAGCCAGUCAAGUUCCAGGUGGACAUCACCUACACAGAGAGCACCACCGCCCCCAAGGAGAACGGCAUCUACUCUGUCACCUUUACCCUGCUCUCAGGACCCAGCCGGCGCUUCAAGCGGGUGGUAGAGACAAUUCAGGGCCAGUUGCUAAGCACACAUGACCAGCCGGGAGUUCAGCAGCUUUCUGGAAUUAUCCAGAAAACCUAUUAGAUCCUCCUCCUGCCUCCCUGCUCCACUCCGCCUAUCCUCUUCCUCCUUGGCCAUCACUUCAACCCCACCGUCUGCACACCAAGAGAUGGACAUUUGUUGACGGAGUUGGGGACCGCUUUUCAAGGGGCCUCCUUCGCUACCCCGAGCAGCAGUCCCCGAGGGAGAAAACAGCAAUCCAUAUCCCUCCGAUACACAAGCAUGUUAUACACAUACAAAUGCACACACACACACACACUUUUAUGCCUUCACAUGUAUAUACACACACACACCUUGAGAUUAUUAAGCAUUUAACACCCAAACACACAAUCUCAUUACACAAAUAAAAACACGCUCCCCUUCUCACACACUAUUGCACAGUAUUUAUAGACAAACUCUGGGAUGUAAUAAGAACAAAGAAUAAAAAAAUGGACAGAACAAUGAAGUGACCAAAAGGAGAAGCGAAGGAGGAUGAGUUUGUUGAUCUACUGUAGUAUCAACAUCCGACGCGGACGCUUGCUGGAUUGUAUCGUUUCUCUUUAUAAUGUACUUCCUCUUUCUUCGUGAAGAAACUGGAUUUAAAAAUACUAAAUGGACAUUUAUUAGACUCAAUACCAUUGCUGCAAAUUGACUGGAAUUGCUAUUUCAGAAAGCAAGGGGUGUAUGCAGUA